This is a messenger RNA of Cydia pomonella (codling moth), 3911 nucleotides long. RefSeq lists its product as uncharacterized. Gene Ontology annotation, biological process: proteolysis. The record is from RefSeq and is a predicted model, not a curated record. Lineage: Eukaryota; Metazoa; Arthropoda; Insecta; Lepidoptera; Tortricidae. The coding region runs from base 338 to 2659 and encodes 773 amino acids. The transcript is spliced from 12 exons. Gene Ontology annotation, molecular function: zinc ion binding; metallocarboxypeptidase activity.
AUCUAAUAUUCUUUGGCACCUAACCUACGUAGAAAGAUCUUUUCUAAGCUAAAGCCAAAAUCAUUAAGUUUUUUAUAAGUAGAGUCUGUUCGGAAAGAGAAGAGCCGUGGAAUGUAUUGGGCCCACAUAACACGACUCUUCUCUUUCCGCACAGACUAUAUCAGAGAAGAUUUCCUGUAAGUAAAUAUAAUAUAUGCCUAAAGAUAGUGUUCAAAUCUCGUGUAGUAUUCUUCCUACUGUAUUACUGGCGGCAUCAGAAAAGGGAGUUAGAAGAAGAAAACGCAAUUGUCUAAACUUGUAUUGAUAUAUGUCAAAUGAUGAUGGAUAGAAUUUUAUCAUGAAAUUACACAUAUUUUUGAUAGUUUUAGAUUUUACACAGUUAUGUGUCAGCAUAGAAACCAAUAUCAGCAUUCAAGACCAAUACGAUCUAAGGGAUCAUAUUACAUUAUUACGCGGUAAAAGACAAUUGCCAGAAUACACAAGAUGGCAGUCGAAUUUAGUAACGUCGAAACGAGAAUUCAUCGUUAAAGUAGAUGACGAAGUCUUCAAUCCAACUUAUUCUACCCCGGUCGUGGGUAUUAAUAUACAGUCAGUAACCAAGGAAGGGGAACGCAUAAUAAUCGGAGGAGCCAUUGUACCGCCAGUGCCGACGUCAGGGGCGUCAGGGUUUGAAACAACACCCGUUGAGUACACUCGGUUUGUUCCCCCAACUACUGUCAGAACAACAGGAGAUAAUGAUGUCGUAUAUCCCUUAGUUAAAGAAGUUCAAGGACACGUUCUGCCACCAUUUUCCUUGCAAAAGCAUUCUAACAGGGAUGAAAGUCCUCCAGCUGGCCCACAUUUCAUUACUAGAACUCCAGCUCUUGCUCAACAGUUCGCGCCAAUCACUCCUGUUGCUUUCUAUCCAAGACUAACACCACUGCCAUCACCGGUUACUCCACCUAGUGUAACGAAAAGGAUUCUUCAAUUUACUCCUUCACGAUCUCCACCUUCGUCGGUUAUUGAUAAUACCCGAACAAGCUUGGAUAUGCAAGAUUUUAACAUGUUACAUCCACAGUCAGAAGAAGCAAAAGAAUUAAAAGCUUUUCUAUCACCUUUAGCAAGGUAUGAAAUACAAACUGAUACAAAGGCGACUCGAACAAAUUCACCAGAAUUUGUUACCAAUUUUCCCACUUGGACUGAGGAAACGGAAAAUAUUCCCACGAGGCAAACGGCAGAUCCCGAUACGGAUGUUUAUCAUAUUACUUUGUAUAACGAUGAUGAUAAUGACGUUGAUGGCGGUAAAAAGAAAACAGAAGAUUUACCAGUCGAUGACACACAAAUAGAUAAACGAGCAAAUAGAGUUGUAGAUGCGGAGUCGGAUGAAGAAGCUGACAGCCUUGAUAUUGAUAUGAAAUAUAGCAAUAGAAGGAAUGAAAUUCCAAAGUCCAAAACUAGCUCUAUUGAGACUAUUUCUAGUGUUACUCAGAAAUUAUCUGCCACUCCGCUAAAAUCGAAAACAACAAACGAUGUAGAGGCCCAAAGGCAAUCCACGUGCAGCUUGCUAAAUUAUAGACCAUUGAGAUUUAGUACCCCUCAAACACUUCCAGAGAUAGUACGGCAGUUAAAACAAUGGGAAGAGAAAAGCCCCAUAGUAAAGUUGAUUGACAUAACCGCAAAUAAUUUAACCACCAUGGAUAAUCCGAUAUACAUGAUGAUAGUAGAUGACCCAAGCAGCGGUCAGGUCGUAACAGCCAAGGACAUCGUAAUGAUAGUUGCAGGUAUUCAAGGUCGGGACCACCAUGCAGUGUCAGCAGCCAUGUACCUCCUGUAUCAGUUGAUUGAGCAUACUGACACUCAAAUGGACUUGCUCAAAAAAUUCCGACUUUGGGUCAUUCCUGUGUUCAACCCGGAUGGAUAUGAUUACUCCAUGACUUUUACGCAACGUCGUGAAUGGAAGAAAAAUCUUCAACAAUCAUGGGAGGUGAGCGAUGGCCGAAGAUCGAGCAAGGCCUGCGAGUCAUAUGGUUUUCGGUGCAUCGUGCAGCCUUGUUAUGGGGUGAAUCUUGACCGCAACUUUGAAUACCAAUGGAUACCAGCGGAGGAGCUUCGCGCAGAGCACCCAUGCGGAGACCUGUACGCGGGGCCGCGACAACUUAGCGAGCGGGAGACACGCGCACUCACCACCUUUCUGCACGAGCAGAAGAUGCUUAUAUCCACGUUCAUAGCCUUCAAGGAGGGCGACGUUCUGGGAGUCAUGUAUCCUUACUCGCAUACGAGAAAGAAGCGUGCCUUCGAUGCCAAUUAUAGAAGGAGGGCGUCUCGGGCAGCUUCAGCUGCCUUCGGUAUCAGCGGCCGUCCUUACGUCGCCGGACAAACUUCAGAAUUCCUACCGCUGUACGCGGGCGGUAUAGAAGACUGGAUCGACGGCCACUUAGGCAUUGACAAUACCUACACCAUCAUGAUGUUCCGAGCCACUGACUCCCACAACUCGAAACUAAUGACGGAACACGUCGUUCACGAAGCGUAUGCAGCGAUGGAUACUCUACUGUUGGAGAACAAUGUUGGACCAAUCGAAAUUAAAGCGCUCAACCCCUCCUCCCCUCCCCAGUCAAGCGCCGAGAACACUUUCCCAAACAUAUUCAUUUUGUCUGCUGCAAUACUCUUCUUUAACAGUUGAACCAAAGGCAGACUGAUAGAAGAUACGCCUCAAGUUGAAGUUACAGAAGAGUUUAGGGGUCAAAAAUAUAAGGGCCUGCAAGGUCACAAGUGAAAGUUUCAUAUUCAUAUUUCUCUUUAAAUGUUUUCUCGGUAAGUAAACAUUCAAUUACCUACCACAAAGACAGACACAAUUGCCAAGUCACAGAGCCCAAACAAGGAACGAUUUUACCAAUGAUGUUAUAAAACUGCUCUUAUAUUUGUUAGAUAUUUAGAUAUAUAUGUUAUUCCUUUUCGUACAUGAAUUCUCCAACGAUUGAUCUUAUUUAACCUAAACUAUCACACUCGCAUCGCGGUUUAUUUGGAGUAUAAAGUUGUUUAAGAGACUUGUUAAUAUUUUAUAAUUAUGUAGCUAAAACUAUUAUUUUUACUUUGUCUAAUAAAACUUUUCGUCUUAUGACUAAUUGUAUAUCAGUGGUAUUUUAUUAUCUCCAUUGUAAAUGUUUAGGUACUAAAAUUACGACGUGUUGAAAUUUAUAUACCUUAUGAUUGUGAAACAAUAGAGGGUUACAGAGUAUAACAUAUUAUUGUCUCUUAAUUAUCUACAACACUUAAUCAAAAUAAUCAAUUUUGAAAUCUGGGCUAUCUUAUACUGAGAGGAUUUAACAACGCAAUUUAAAGAAGCUUUGUAAUUUUCUGUAUAAACCAGUCUGCCGAUUUUUGCGAAGGAGGGGCACGUCAAAUGUAUGGCUAUUUGUAUAACGUACAAAUAGCCAUGUCAGAUAAACGUCAACCCAAACAAUACAUAUGACCAUUGGCCGAGGUUUUCGACGGAGGGGCAAGGUCUUAAAAGCGACUCCAGUUGUAAAAUCCUCCAAGAUCGUAUGAGCUCUUUUCAGGUAACCUAAGUAAUAUUUAAUUAAAUAAUAAAUAAAUCAAUAUUACAAGGACAUACACAAAUUGACCAAGUUCCACGGUAAGCCAAGAAGGCUUGUAUUGUGGGUGGAUAACGACAUAUAUAUGGUAUACAAAUACUUAAAUACAUAGAAAACAUCCAUGACUCAGGAAUAUAUAUAUAUAUAUCUGUACUCGUCACACAAAUAAAUGGCCUUACCGGGAUCCGAACCCAAGGCCAUCGGCUUCAUAGGCAGGUUCAGACCCACUAGGCCAGACCGGUCGUUGGUAAUUGCUUUAAUAUUUCUAUAUUUAAAAAAAUACAUUUAUGGCGCAACACCACAUACAACUUACUUGAUAAAUUCAGCUCGUGUGUGGUC